This is a messenger RNA of Perognathus longimembris pacificus (Pacific pocket mouse), 3054 nucleotides long. RefSeq names its product coiled-coil domain containing 66 (gene Ccdc66). Gene Ontology annotation, molecular function: microtubule binding. Gene Ontology annotation, cellular component: microtubule; photoreceptor inner segment; cilium. The transcript has 18 exons. The record is from RefSeq and is a predicted model, not a curated record. NCBI's taxonomy places the organism in Eukaryota, Metazoa, Chordata, Mammalia, Rodentia, Heteromyidae. Gene Ontology annotation, biological process: cilium assembly. Bases 90 to 2879 code for a protein of 929 amino acids.
GCCCCAUCCAAUCGGAAUAAUGCUUGUUGAGCGGUGCCAGCAACCGAGGUACACAACAACGGCCCAUAGAGAGAAUAGGUGAUCGGGCCAUGAAUUUGGGAGAUGGUUUAAAGUUGGAAACUGAACUGCUGCAUGGAAAACCCAGGAUAAUAUUGUCUCCAUAUGAACAUAAAUCAAAAAUUUCUGUGAAGAUGGGAAAUAAGAGCAAGAUUACAAAAUGUCCUUUAGGAGCAAAGCACGCUGGACACAUUCUAAAGUCAACACAACAUACUUAUAUUGCAAGUGAAAAACUUUUGCAAAGGAAGACAGUUGGUUCAGAAACUUCACAGUUAAAAAGUGAAAAAAAUAGAAUGACACUUUCACCCACUAAGGAUUUUUAUAAGCAGUAUGCAGAUAAAGACUGUCUUCAUACAGAAACAGAAGUAUCAUCUGUAGCCCCUAAUAUACAGAAGACUAGAAACACCAUAAAUCCAGGUUUAGUAAUUAGAGAGAAGCCUCACAAAAAACACAACAUAACUGAAAACAUGAAUAGCAGUGUGGUGUGUCUAACACAAGACCAAUUACAACAGAUUUUGAUGACUAUAAACCAAGGAAAUGGAUCUGUUUCUCUGACUAACAACGAAAACAAUGAGAAAAAAAGUCAGGAUAGUCUCCAUUUUAAGAAAUUUCAAAAUGAGCCAGAGGAUGAGAACAUCAUGGGCUUACUACCAAAAAAUAAGACUGUUUCAUCCAUACUAGAUGACAAUGAAUCUCUCUUGAAUAAAAAUCAGGAGGCAUCAGAACAAUAUGAGCAGAAAACUGUCAUAAAGAAUAAAUGGCAACCAGCUGACAUAUUUAGUACUCUGGGGGAAAGAGAACGUGAUAAAAGUUUGUUGGAAGCAAAAAGAGCCCAGUGGCGGAAAGAGCUAGAUGAACAGGUUGCUUUAAAGAAGAAGGAAAAAGAAGCUUCUGAAAAAUGGAAUCAUCCUUGGAAAAAACCUGAGAGUGAUAAAAUAGUAUGGGAAAAACUUCAAAUUCUUAACCAGUCUAAGACUUCUGCUGACUCUUCAAAUGUUUGGUUACAGUCUCCUUGUCAGGUUACAAUGGCUGAUGGGUACUCACUACUUAGAGAUAGCCAGAUUUUAGAGAGUCAGGAACAUGACAGAUGGGCAGUGCAUUUUGAUUCAUUAAAGAAUCAUCCUGGUUCUCAGUCUCGGCUGUCAUCUCAGUUCACACCAAAACACCCGGAGUACUUCUGUGUCUCCCCUGACACUCAGGAUCUGGCUGAUGUCAGCAGUGUAUAUACUCUUACUCCUGGAAGUCACAUUGAACCUUCAGAGGAAGAGCAUAUAGUAAAACCUGUUAGCGAUGUUGCUGUGGCAAACAGUCAGAAAACAAACUUCCUUCGUUCUAUGACUGCUCUCUUAGACCCAGCACAGAUUGAGGAACGGGACAGGCGGCGACAAAAACAGUUAGAACAUCAGAAAGCAAUCACGGCGCAGGUGGAAGAAAAGCGCAGAAAAAAACAACUGGAAGAAGAGCAAAGAAGGAAGGAAGAACAAGAAGAAGAGCAACGCUUAUUACGAGAACGAGAAGAGAUGCAGAAGCAGUAUGAAGAAGAUAUCGUUAAGCAAAAACAAAAGGAAGAAAUCAUGACUCUCAAGACAAAUGAGCUAUUCCAAAAAAUGCAGAGAGCACAGGAAUUGGCACACAGACUGAAACAAGAACAGAGAAUCCGAGACUUGGCUCAAAAAGGACAUGAUACUUCUAGAUUGGUGAAAAAUCUUGGUGUAGAUGCAAUGCAAGUGGAUGAUAGGGUAUCCACUAACAUUUCAAGUUCAGGACAUGACUCUGAUGAAGCUGUCGGCAAAAUGAAUACGUGUAUCAGUUCUACCAUCUCUUCCAAGAAAGAUACUGGUGUGCAAACAGAUGACUUAAAUACAAGAAAUUUCACUAACACAUUAUCACAUUGUGGAUCAGUGAUAGAAAGGGAAAAUACACAUUGUUCUUCUCCUGAGAUUUCUGUAGAAUUUGAUGGACAGCUUAACACUAAAAAAGACAAGCAAGGACUAAGUCAGGAUAGAAUAGCCAACUUAGAAAAAGAAAAUAGCUGGUGUAAUGACCAGUGUAAUCAGUCCAUAACAGAGAAACAAACAAAGCUCCUGAAGAAAUGCCCUAAAAGGCCUGCUUGGAAUAUAAAUAAACCUCUCAAAAGGUAUGUUCCAGCAUCAGAAAAGUACCCUAAACAGCUUCAAAAGCAGAGAGAAGAAAAAAAAGUAAGAAGGCAGAUGGAGUUGCUUCAAUUGGUAGAGAGAAAUAAUUCUGAACACCUUUCUCAAAAUAGAGGCACUUCGCCAGAACAUUUUCAUUCAUCCUAUCCUGAAACUGAGUCAAAGAUCAGGUGGCAUCUAGUGAACAAGGAAGAAGAACCUAUGAAAAUUAAUUCAAAUUCAAUCAGUGAAGAAAGGUUACAGUCAUCACCAGUUCCAGCAGUGAAAACCAGAACUCAACAAACUCAGACUAAUACCUUACACUUACCACUAAAAAACAGCUACAAAAGAGAAACAGUGUCAGAAGAUGGCGAAACACCUGUGAUGUUUGAACCAUCCAAUUUUAUUCCUUAUGUUCGGACAAAUGAGAUAUAUUAUCUGGAUCCAGAUGCACCCUUGUCUAGGCCUUCGACUGAUCACGAUUGUAGCCAAGAGCAACGACUUGCUCUUGGCUCUGUCAGAGAUCCACUUCUUAAUCCUAACUUGGUAAAGAACAGAGAUCGACAACAAGCAAUUCUUAAAGGACUUUCAGAACUACGACAGGGCCUUCUCCAGAAGCAAAAGGAGUUGGAAACUAAUUUCAUGUCUUUAGCUGCAAAUCAAGAAGAGAAUUUUAGUUCUUCAUUUUAAAUGUAGAAAGUCAUUUUUGUCUUCUAAACAGUGCUCAUCACUCAACUGUAUUUUAAAUAGCCUAGAUUUCUUUUUCAAAAGCUCAUAUAAAACUUGCACAUUAUGUAGUAAAAUGCUUUGAUUUUUUUUUAAGUUAUUAAGAGCUUUUGUAAAGUAAACUAAAAUAAAAAGCCCU